AUGGUGUCCGAUGAAGCUUCGACAUGUCCAGAUCUCCGACCGAGUCCAGUCGCUCCUAUCGGUGAACCAACGUGCGAUAUAGAAAAGAACGCCACUUUACCCUCGUCACAUGAGUGUCAAGAAAAGCAGUCAGCAUUUAAGAGCCUCGGCGUCCUUGAUCGAUUUCUAGCAAUAUGGACUUUCCUGGCUAUGGCGACAGGAAUCAUUCUUGGCAAUUUCGUCCCGAGCACAGGACCUGCGUUCCAAAGAGGGACUUUUGUUGGAGUAUCGAUUGCGAUUGAUUAUUGCCCCGUUUUUCAUGGUAAAUCCUUGCUGCUAUUGCUUUGUCUAUAUGCUUUUUCUAUUCUUAACUUUGCACGUAGCUGGCGCUGGCCUGGGCUUUUUUUGCCAGACGAACCAGAGUUACGACAAGGGCUGAUAUUGGUUGGCCUGGCAGGAUGUAUUGCUAUGAUUUUAAUCUGGACUGGGCUUGCGGGAGGAGACGGCCAAUAUUGUGCUAUAUUGGUUGCGCUUAAUUCGUUACUAGAAAUGGUUCUGUUUGCUCCACUGGGAGUUUUCUUCAUUGGUGUUAUCAGUGGCGACUCAGUAACAUUCGAAUACGCCACCACCGCCAAGAUACUCGCACUGUUUCUGGGAAUUCCCCUAAGCUCCGCAAUGCUUACCCGCUUUACCAUUCGUCAAGUGGUUUCGGAUAGAUGGUACGAUCGGGUCUUUCUGAAGUGGAUUAGCCCAUUGUCUCUAAUUGGGCUCUUGUUCAUAAUCCUGGUUCUGUUCGCGUCACAGGGCCGUCAGGUGGUCCAUCAGAUUGUCUCUGUCAUCUGA
Molecule: messenger RNA, 822 nt
Organism: Penicillium argentinense
Lineage: Eukaryota; Fungi; Ascomycota; Eurotiomycetes; Eurotiales; Aspergillaceae
Product: arsenic resistance protein
Exons: 3
Coding region: 1-822 (273 amino acids)
Biological process (GO): antimonite transmembrane transport; arsenite transport
Cellular component (GO): plasma membrane
Molecular function (GO): antiporter activity; arsenite transmembrane transporter activity; antimonite transmembrane transporter activity
Source: RefSeq, a predicted model, not a curated record